Molecule: messenger RNA, 5083 nt
Organism: Uloborus diversus
Lineage: Eukaryota; Metazoa; Arthropoda; Arachnida; Araneae; Uloboridae
Gene: Axs
Product: anoctamin-10-like
Exons: 14
Coding region: 185-2140 (651 amino acids)
Biological process (GO): chloride transmembrane transport
Cellular component (GO): plasma membrane
Molecular function (GO): chloride channel activity
Source: RefSeq, a predicted model, not a curated record
ACGUAACUUGCGGUCACGUAGUCGCACUUUUAGAAAAGGUUGUAGAUAGCUUUAUUUCUUUAUUUGUAAUAUGUUUGUGGUUGAUAUAGGAGUUUACAUUUUUCUCGGUGAAACUUCAGAUCUGUCUUAAGCAUUAUUAACUGAAGGCUUGUUACUGUUUCGUUUGAAUUACACGACAAUUUAGAUGGAUCUAAGACAGAGAAAAGUUUGCCCUGAUCGCCUGGAGGAAGUUCAAGAAGAGGAUUCAUUUAAAGCGUUGUAUGUCAUCAUAUUUUCAAGUUCGGCUCAUCCAGAUACUGUUGCAUAUGUACUAGAUUUAAUUACCCGCUCACAACUCGAAGGUGGUGCAGAAUUACUCACACGUACUACACAUGCUGGGAAGGAGGGUAUUAUCCUUGAAAUUGGUGCAACUAUUUUUAGAUUGCUUGAAGCCGCAGAAGCGCUUGAAAUUACCAAAGAAGAUAAAAAUGGAAACAUUAAGGAAUUUGUAUUUAGUAACCUUGAAUUCUUUUUAAAGCCAGGUUUAGAUAUGAACAAUCUUUUGAGCACUGCUGAAAAACAAAGAAUUAUCUUGGAAGAAUUACUUGGCAUCAGGUCAAUGGAAAAACGAGCUCUCACUGGGUAUCCUAAUAUUCAGUUGUAUCCUGGACAGUCUAUAGUUCAAGUUUGUAAAAAUAAUCAUAUAAUUGAUUGCAUCUAUCCCCUUCAUGAGCCUUCAGAGUUAGAAACGUUGAAGAAAAACUGGUCCUUUACCAAAGUCCCUAUUGGUGAUGUCAGAAAUUACUUUGGUGAAGCUGUGGCAUUUUAUUUUACAUUUAUAUGCUUUUAUACAUGGGCUCUUUUACCUCCUGCUUUUGUUGGUAUGCUCCAAACUGUGAUAUCUUUUGAUAUAUCCCGAUCUCAUGUGCCAUUUGCAAUAUUUAAAAUGAUUUGGCUCACACUCUUUUUGGAAUACUGGAAGAGAAAAAGCAAUGAAUUAGCUUACACCUGGUGCACUCUUAGGUUGGUAACCAUUCCAAAACUUCACCCUACAUUUCGUGGUAGAUAUAUGGAAAUUGAUCCUGUCACCAAAUUAUAUGUGCCUGUAUACCCUGCUUAUCGACGACAUUUCAAGGUGUAUUGUAUUUCUUUGCCUUUAGUGACCAUGUGUCUGCUUUUUGCAGUGGUUAUUAUGUUCAUUUAUUUUCAAAUUGAAAAAUAUGUGAUAAAUACUUAUGAUGAUGGGAGCCUUUUUGGUUAUAUCCUCACUCAAGUGCCUGGCAUAGUUUAUGCUAUUAUUGUUUAUGUGAUGAAUGUGAUAUAUGCAUACAUUGCAAAUAUUCUUACAGAAUGGGAGAAUCACAAGACUCAAGAUUCCUUUGAUAACCACCGAAUCGUUAAAUUGCUAUUGUUUGAAUUUGUGAAUAACUUUAUAGCCAUGGGAUAUAUAGCAUUUUAUGAGCAGGAUUUAAAUAUGCUGAAGUGGCAAAUUGCUGUAAUGAUGGUAGUAAACCAGCUUUUUAACCAGUUUCAAGAAGCUAUUUUGCCAUAUUUGUUGCAAAAGUAUCAGAAAAAGUGGAAAGAAGAAGACACAGCUGAUUUGUUUCCUAGAAUCAAAGAAAUAUUAGAACAACGUAAAAUGUGGACCUAUGAAGGAACCUAUGAUGAUUACUUAGAAGUUUUCACACAGUUUGGCUAUGUGUUUUUAUUUUCCUCUGUAUUUCCUCUUGCUGCUGCCCUUGCUGUUUUAAACAACAUCAUUGAAAUGUGGACUGAUGGAUUGAAAUUGUGCUAUUCUUAUCAAAGACCUCAAGCUCGGCCAGUGAAAGGGAUUGGAGUUUGGCAGCUGGCUUUUGAAGUUCUGGGCCUCCUGGCUGUUAUGAGUAAUUGUGCUUUAAUAACCAUGUCUCCAAUAAUAAGAUCUUAUGCUCCUGAAAUGUCUUUGUCAUCAUGGUUACUUGUUGCUGUUGUUUUUGAGCAUGUCAUUAUUGGAAUCAAAAUGACUUUGUCCUAUUUAAUAUCUGAUGUGCCAAAAUGGGUUACAGUCGCUAUUCAAAGAGCUCAGUAUGAAUCUCUGCAGGUUUUAAAAAUGGAUCGCAAAAUUAAGACAAAAGAGAUGUUAAAAUCAAUGAAGCUUAAGAAUCCCGAGAAACUUGAAUGAAGAAUAGUUUUCUUGUAGGUAUGCUCAUCAUGGUCUAUGAGUGAACAUACUAAGCUCAAACCACCGUCAAUUUUUAAGGUUGUGCCACUUCAAUGUAUAUUUUAUGUAAGAAAAGGUUUUUCACAAAGAUAUCAAGUAUUUUUGUCAAUUUUCGCUUAAAGAUUUGUCCAAUUUUACACUAUUUCUCUGACUGUUAACAGUAUAUUUAUGUAAAAAGAGAGCUCAACUUUUGAUUAUCUAUUUUUUUUAAAUUCAUUCUGUAGCAAAUCUUUUAUCAUAACUGUACUCAAAUUAACAUGAUUUAUUUUCUCUUUUUCUAAAUUAAUUUCAUUCAUAAUAAAGUAUCCUUAUGAUUUCUUAGUUUUGGUUCCGGUUUUAAACUUUAAUUGAAGUAAAAUUAAACUAAUUAUUGUUUUUUUGCCCCUAUUCAAAUAUUUAAAGAACUUUAUACUGUUUCUUUUAUUAAGUUAAGGCAAGCAAACACCCUAAUUUUCCAAAAAAAUGGAUUUUGAGAAAUUCAGAGAACCUCAGUGUUUGUCUUUCUAAAUCCGCAAUUGUUUUUUAAAUCGAUGAAUUAUUGAGAAAACUCGAAGAAAUUUACUAAACUCAAUUGUAGUGCUUAAAACUGAAAUUUACUUUUCUUUUUUGAUUUUCUCAUAACCAUGUUUACAAUGUUUUUAUUCAUGCCAACAACUCUAGAGAAAAAAGUAUUAACUCUAAAGAUUUGAAACUUUGCAAACAUGGUAAUUGAACACAUUACUGUGAUAUAAACCUCAAAAAGUUAAUGUGCAUGCAAUAUGUGGUUUUUAAAUAAUGAUCAAUUGAACUUAGAUGGUAAAAAGCACAUUUUUCAGGGGAAAUUUUCAAACAUUUACCCAUAAAACCUGUUUUUAGUUAAUUAUUUCUAAAUUAGAGGGUCAUAUCACUCUCUGGCAUCUCACAAAGAGAUAGACACAAAAAGUUUCAAAAAUAAUGAAAAAGUGAAUGCACUGGAAAUGUUAAGGUAAUGGUAGUUUUUUGCUAAAAAUAUGGCUUUAAAAAAAAAAAAAAAACUAUAGAUUUUUUUUCAACAAAUAUGCAGUCAAAAUGUGUUAUUUAUCUCAUAUUUAAAUAAUCGUAUAAAGUUUUAGAAAGGUGCAUUGAAUAUUGAAGAAAAAAAUAUUUAAGGUGUUCGCCUACCUCGUAAUUACAGUCAAUUCAGUUUCAUCAAUUUCGUUGGUUUAUUUUGUUUAGUAUUUUGUAUAAAAUGUACCAAAUGCUUUUUGUCAAAACACUUGGGUCAAAUUUAUAUUAUAUGAUCAUAUAUAAUAUUUCAAUUUGUGUUCUUGUACAACUUUUUCUAUGAGUGCCCUUUAUGCUACAUUAAGUUUUUGAAAUUUCUUUGUCUAGUCUUUAUUUUGUAGAAUUUCUAUCUAAUGUGAUGAGUACAAAUUCGCACAAACAUUAGCUAUUGGAUUAAAUUAAUGAUUUUCUACAUUAUUAUGUGUUAAGCAAUUAUUUUAUUAUUACAGUCGACGCUCAUUAUAACGACCACACAUUAUAAAGACCGUCCCAUUAUAACGACCAGUGGUAGAAGUCCCAACUUUGUUCCUAUAAACUCUAUGUUAAUUUGCUUUCGUUAUAACGACCGUUCUGUGUCGUCUAAUCCAAUACAGCGACCGAAUCAGUGGACGCUAUUUCUUGUGUUCUUUCCAAUAAAACAAAUUUGUAGCUUAAAAUGACAUUGAUUAUUGUUUACGGACACCUGCCUGAAGUUUUCAGUGUCAAAUCCAACUUUAAGAGGGGGGGGGAGGAGAUUACCAUUCACCACAGCUAGCACAGAAAAAAUAAUGGGAGGAAAAAUCGAGAAAAUUCCAGAUUCCUAAGAAAAGGAAGUUGACAGAUGUAUUGGUAGUUUGGUGUUUGAAUCUAGUAUUUUUAAAGAUUUGGGGUUCUCGAGGGACUUUUAAAUGUUUCUUUGGAAAGCAAGAGAAACACAAUUUAUCACCUAUAUCUGAAACAGAAAAUAAUGUUUUGCAAAAAUCACGUCUGCUAAAAAGGCAGACCUCUGUUUCUGGUUUUAUCUUCAGAAAUUGUUGUGGUAGUAGUAGUAGUAGCAGAUCUGAAAGUGUGUAACAUUUUCCUCCCUAUAUUUUCUACUUUAAAACUUGUUUAAUAUUAGGUCAUAAUAUUUUGCACACUACUUUUCUAAAAAUUCCUAUGAUAAAAAGCAUUUGGGCAUUUACUUGGGCAUGCAUGAUGACGGUGUACAUUUUUUUAAUUUAUACCUCUUAUAACGACCACUCGUUAUAAAGACCUUUUUCUCUGGGACGGAGAUGGUCGUUAUAUCGAGCGUCGACUGUAUUAUUAUUUUACAUUUAUCUUCCAAAAGGAAUGUUAUAUGUAUGCAAAUUUGAGAAAAAAAUAUAUGCUGCAAAAAAACCAUUGAUACAACUAUUAACUAUUGAAAAGAUUCAUGUUGUUUUGCUUUGGAUUUGAAUGCAUUAAAAAUAAGUCUGUAUUACAAAUCAAAAAUUUUCUGAAUAUUUUGUCAAAUAUAAAUAAUAGGCUCUACAAAUUCAUUGAAUUAUUAUUUAAGUGCAUCCUUUCAAAGAUUUCUAUAUCUUAACACUCAUAUUACAAGUCUCCUCUGUAAGCAAUUUGCCUUUAUUUAAUAAUAACUGUAUUUUAAAAUGAAUUAUCUGAUUCAUGAAUUAUCUUUUUUCCCUUUAUGUUUUUGUGAUUUCCAUAACCAUUCAUGUUACACAACUUAAUACUAAAAGGCCAAAUAAACUUUUGUGGGAUCUAGUCAAUUUUGCAUGAAAUUGAACUUAUAUAUUGAAUAGUACUUAAAACACUUAAGUAUUCUCUAUUUUGAAAUUUUUUUAUCAACUGAAUGUUGACUUUUGUUGUUUUAAUAUUUUAUUGCUUAUGUAUAAUUGGAAAAUAAAUUUUUGAACUAUC